AUGUCCGGUAUGACAUCGCCACACGUCAUACCAGCCCUGAUGAUAAUCCUAUGGAAACCUGUAAAGCAACUCGGGGCAUCCUGGGGUUCUCCACAUAUAGGCCAUAUCAUAUCAUCAUCCAUCCAAACCAACCAAAAUGGCCACAUUCAUGCGCCUUCGAGGCAACCUCCAACCCGGAACCUCACUCCUCCGCCUAAACCAGAUCAUUUCUUCUUCCGUUGCCAGACCGACAACCCAAAUUCAAACUCAAAUCCAAAACCGAAGCUACGCCCAAAAACAAGACAAGACACCCCCUCAAGCCAGGACCAAGCCUCGCCCUCUCCAAACCAUCCAAUCCCUUCAAACAAAGCACGCCCAACCCUGCGCGAUGGGAACCAGUCACCGAUUGCCGACGACGAGGGACAUUUGAAGGAUGAUUUGCCUGAGGAUGUUAAGCGUCAUAAUGAGGAGAUGGAGGACCGUUAUGAUAAGCCUUAUAAUCAUAUGAGUGAUAAGGGGUCUCCGGAGAGUAAAUUUGAGAAUUAA
Messenger RNA from Penicillium canescens, 525 nucleotides. RefSeq lists its product as uncharacterized. Lineage: Eukaryota; Fungi; Ascomycota; Eurotiomycetes; Eurotiales; Aspergillaceae. The transcript is spliced from 2 exons. The record is from RefSeq and is a predicted model, not a curated record. The coding region runs from base 1 to 525 and encodes 174 amino acids.